Monodelphis domestica (gray short-tailed opossum) is the source of this 2720-nucleotide messenger RNA. It is a transcript of the gene TM9SF1, whose product is annotated as transmembrane 9 superfamily member 1. The record is from RefSeq and is a predicted model, not a curated record. Gene Ontology annotation, biological process: protein localization to membrane. Gene Ontology annotation, cellular component: membrane. Lineage: Eukaryota; Metazoa; Chordata; Mammalia; Didelphimorphia; Didelphidae.
UUUCCCCGUCAGUCAAACCAAAAUAGAAAAACGAAUUCUCUUGGUUCCCCCUUCUCAGCCUCCUUUGCCUGACCUUUACUGCCCGGGACCAAAACCCUUGACAGGCACUCCAGAAAUGCCAGUAGGGUUAGAAGGGCGUGGCCUGGGUUUUUAGAGUCCUUUCCACAAAUCCGGGUGUAAGGAAACUGCAUGUUGGUCCUUCGCUGACACGGGAAGCUGUGCAGACGAUCCAAAAACAGGGCCUUAGCCCGAAGCCAAUAGCCUUCUGGACCCGGGGACGCAGGCCUUUUAAGCUCAGCUGGGCUCCUGAAUCCCCAGCGGGCUGCGGCGGCGUGUGAAGUCCCCGCCCUCUGUGGGCGGAAGUUUGGAAUCUCGACGUGUCCUGGGCUGCCCACGCAGCUUGCCGGAAGAACCCCCGUGUUCAGGGACAGGCCAGCUCGGCCUUCAGGCUGUCCACCUGGAGCGUGCUGUUGGGGUACGGGGCAGGGGUGGGAGAGAAAUACCGAGUCAAGUUUAAAACUGCAGCCAGAGUGGCUGCUGGAAACAGGCGUGUCCGGGUCAGCCCCAAGCCCGGCGGUCCAUCGGACGUCAGGACCCCUCCAGCGCCGCUGCCGCUGUUCUGGAAAAGACCCCAACCAAGAACCCGUGGGCAGCAAGGGCCCCACGGAGGCCGCCGCCGGCGUCGCCUCGGUCACCCCUCCUGUCUAGGUCAGGCUGCCUUCAGGAUGACACCUCUGCCCACCUUUCAAGGCAGGCCCUGCUCAUGGCUGCCAGUGCUGCUGCUCCUGUGCUUUGGCCUGAUUCCUGUGGUGACCAGUGAGACCCACUAUCAGCCUGGAGACCCUGUCAUGCUAUAUGUCAACAAGGUGGGCCCUUACCACAACCCCCAGGAGACAUACCACUACUACCAGCUGCCCGUUUGUUGCCCUGAAAAGAUCCGCCACAAGAGCCUCAGCCUGGGUGAGGUGUUGGAUGGUGACCGAAUGGCUGAGUCUAUGUAUCAGAUACGCUUCCGGGAGAAUGUUGAGAAACAAACAUUGUGCCAGAUGCAGCUAACUUUUGCCCAGGUUGAGCAGCUUCGCCAGGCCAUUGAGGAAUUAUACUACUUUGAGUUUGUGGUGGAUGACCUGCCAAUUCGUGGUUUUGUGGGCUACAUGGAGGAGAGUGGUUUCCUUCCACAUAGUCACAAGAUAGGACUCUGGACUCACCUGGAUUUUCACCUUGAGUUCCAUGGGGAUCGAAUUGUCUUUGCCAAUGUCUCAGUUCGUGAUGUCAAGCCCCAUAGCCUGGAUGUGGCACGGCCUGAAGAGCCUCUGGACCUCACUCACACUUAUAGUGUGCACUGGUCUGAGACUUCAGCAGAACGUCGAGGUGAUAGGCGCCAUGGUGAUGAUGGUGGCUUUUUCCCUCGAACACUGGAGAUCCACUGGCUUUCCAUUAUCAACUCUAUGGUGCUGGUGUUUCUACUGGUGGGAUUUGUAGCUGUCAUCCUCAUGCGGGUCCUUCGUAAUGACUUGGCCCGCUACAAUUUGGAUGAGGAGCCAACCUCUGGUAGCUCCACUGAUGACUUUGACCAGGGUGACAAUGGUUGGAAGAUUAUCCAUACUGAUGUUUUCCGCUUUCCCCCAUGUCGUGGUCUACUCUGUGCGGUACUUGGCGUUGGUGCCCAGUUCCUGGCUCUUGGCACUGGCAUCAUCAUCAUGGCACUGCUGGGCAUGUUCAAUGUGCACCGCCAUGGCGCAAUCAACUCAGCAGCCAUCUUGCUGUAUGCUCUGACCUGCUGCAUUGCUGGCUAUGUGUCCAGCCACUUCUACCGGCAGAUUGGAGGCGAGCGCUGGGUCUGGAACAUCAUCCUCACCACCAGCCUCUUCUCUGUGCCUUUCUUCCUGACUUGGAGCGUGGUGAACUCAGUACAUUGGGCCAAUGGAUCAACACAGGCGCUGCCAGCCACUACCAUCCUCCUGCUGCUAAUGGUCUGGCUCCUGGUGGGCUUCCCUCUCACUGUCAUAGGUGGCAUCUUUGGUAAGAACAAUGCCACCCCCUUUGAUGCGCCCUGUAGGACCAAGAACAUUGCCCGAGAGAUCCCAGCCCAGCCCUGGUACAAGUCUACUGUUGUCCACAUGACCAUUGGUGGCUUUCUGCCUUUCAGUGCCAUCUCUGUGGAGCUCUACUACAUCUUUGCUACAGUGUGGGGACGAGAGCAGUACACACUCUAUGGCAUCCUCUUCUUCGUCUUCGCCAUCCUGCUGAGUGUGGGCGCCUGCAUCUCCAUUGCACUCACCUACUUCCAGCUCUCUGGAGAGGACUAUCGCUGGUGGUGGCGCUCAGUGCUCAGUGUGGGCUCCACGGGCCUCUUCAUCUUCUUCUACUCUGUCUUCUACUAUGCCCGGCGCUCUAACAUGUCUGGCCCUGUGCAGACCGUGGAGUUCUUCGGCUACUCCUUCCUCACAGCCUACGUUUUCUUCCUCAUGCUGGGCACCAUUUCCUUCUUCUCUUCCCUCAAGUUCAUCCGCUACAUCUAUGUCAACCUCAAGAUGGACUGAGCCCAGAAUCGAGCCCCUUUGCUGCUGGGACCUUGCUGCCCUCUUCCCUAGUCAGGUUGGGGGGAAUGGGGAUAGGGGUGUCUGUGUGCCUGGGUCUUGGCCUCCUUCCUGCAGUGCCAGCCUCCACCCUUGUGGAAAGGCCCCAUGAGUCUAUAAAUAUCUAUAUAUAUAGAAGGA